Molecule: messenger RNA, 1934 nt
Organism: Gloeophyllum trabeum ATCC 11539
Lineage: Eukaryota; Fungi; Basidiomycota; Agaricomycetes; Gloeophyllales; Gloeophyllaceae
Exons: 5
Biological process (GO): double-strand break repair via homologous recombination
Cellular component (GO): nucleus; chromosome; cytoplasm
Molecular function (GO): 3'-5' DNA helicase activity; four-way junction helicase activity
Source: RefSeq, a predicted model, not a curated record
UGUCUGAGAAAUUUAAAAACUAUUACCGGCAAAUGGAGAGCUCCAUCACUCGGAUUGUACUGGAUGAAGCCCAUCAACUCAUAACAGACUCUAACUUCCGUAGCAACUUUCUGAGGCUGAGUGAACUUGCAGCAUAUCCUGUGCAGAAGAUCCACCUCAGUGCAACAAUCCCUGCAUAUAUGGAGAAGCGCUACUUGGAAAUUGCAGCUCUGCCCAACUCUACACCCAUUCUCCGUGCUCCAACGUAUCGUGCAAACUUGUCAUACAGUCUCUUCGCAGUCAACCCCCGUGUCCGUAGCCAGGCUCGGCUCAUUGUGGAUGUUGCUGCGUACAUGCAAGCCAACUACUGGGAUGACAAGUGCAGGGGUAUCAUUUUCUGCCCCUCUGUGGAACGUGCCAAAGAACUGGGACGCCACUUCAACAACUGUAUUUCUCACAGCGAUAAGACAUCCUUGUCUGACAUGCAACGGUUCUUGAAUGAAGAAGCAUGGUUCAAGGGCACUAUGCCUUGGAUCGUAGCAACAACAACCUUAAUCCAUGGGAUAGAUUGUCCCAGGGUGAAGGUAGUUAUGUAUGAUAACAUCCUCUUUGGCCUCACCCCGAAGACCCAGGCUGAUGGGCUAUUGCAAGCAGAAACUGUGUCUCCAGGGGAAAAGAUGGCUAGUUCCUCUGCUUGUGCCACUCCUGCUGUCAACCCACAACAGGAUGUCUUCUCAGCCCCUGCAUCUGGUUCUACUGAUGAUUUAUAUGGAAGCUUAGAUGACCAGGCCUUUAUGGACAUUGAUAUGGAACCUGCUUCACUGGUUCCUGGUCAAGCAUUCAUGGUGCAGAAUCCAUCUAUCUCAGGCUCUCCUGCAGCUGUUGUUCCAUCUGGCACUGUCACAUCUUCUUCUGGAUCACCAAUGCGUAUUCAAGCAAUGCGAAAUGCACACCAGCGAGGAUCAUCCUUUGGUGCUACUCGAGGGUCACUAGUAGCAUCUGCUCCACCUACUCCGACACCUUUGCGGUCAACCCCUGGGAUACUUGGCUCAUCUACACCAGUGGUGCAUUCUGGUUCAGCAAUGCGUCUGCAAGCAAUUCGAGAUGCGCAGCAAUUAGGACAUCCUGGAACACCUCUACAGCUUGGCAGGAUUCUGGUGCCUUCGACACCAGUUACGUCUUCACAUCCCUCUGGGUCAGCACGUCCUACUCCUUCUGGCAGUAUUGCAAGGCAAGAGAGGACUCCAUAUGGGACUCCUCCACACUUUGGUAGGGUGCUUGUCCCAUCUACACCUGUAACAGCUUCCCAUCCGUCAGGCUCAGCACGUCCAGCUGCAUCUAUGUCAAUUGUCAUGGAUGCUGCAUAUGCAGAACAGCUAUUUGCUGAGAAGCGAAGAAAGGCAGCUUUGUUAGGAGUUUUAACUGGGCGACUUCUUACGCGGUGUCCUAUCUGCUGGGCAUAUAGCCGUAAUCUUGUUGUAGAUGGCCCAUCUCACCGACGGUUUAGGGACUGCUGUGGUCCCAAAGGAUCAUCUGAUCAUGCAAAUGGCUGGAGUGACUUGCGCGCUGAAAUGGCGAAGAUUGGCUUUGCUAAAUAUCAGUACUGCUAUACCUGUGGUAUGCCGCAAACGAAGAACUUCAAGCCAGAAUGCCACACACAGUUUUUAGCUGGUGAGAAGAACAAGUGCCCCAUGGCAUACUUUACAGUCCACCUUCUCUGGUUCAUCUACUGUGAUCUAAGGCUUAUGGAGAAAGCAAGGCGAGUGUUCCCUGAUAUACCAAGGGACUUCAGUGUGGAAUCGUUUGCGAAGUGGGUGAUGAAGGGUGAAAGUCCAGAUCGAUUCUAUAACGGACUUGAACUCAUACUAUGGUGGGCUGGUUCUCUGCAACUGGCAUACGAGAAGCUUAUCCACCGAACACGCCAGGGUCCUCCAUUCACUUUCUACGGACUUUGA